AUGGACAAGUUAUUGCCACCAGCGCCUUUAAAUCUUAUCGGCAAUCUUGCAGAGAACUGGCGUAAGUUCAAGCAACAAUUCCAGAUUUACGAGACAGCGACGGGAAAUGACCAGAAAGAUGACAAAAUCAGGUCAAUGACUUUUCUGCACGUGGUAGAUCCAGAAUCUCUCGAAAUCUACAACACGUUUACAUGGGCAGAUCAGGAUGACAAACUUAAUUUGACUGCAAUUUGUGAACAGUUUGCAUAUUACUGCAAUCCCCGAAGGAAUGUUACUUAUGAAAGGCACGUUUUCAACACUCGAAAUCAGAGGGACGGCGAGAAAUUUGAUGCCUAUGUGACGGAAUUACGUAAUAAAGCUUCCACGUGCGAAUUUGACACGUUGAGGGAAGGUCUUAUUCGUGAUCGCAUUGUCUGGGGGAUUAAUAGUGACUCAGUCAGAUCCAGGCUUCUCAGAGAGAAAGACUUGCCAUUACAAAAAUUUAUAGACAUUUGCAGAGCGUCGGAAGCUAGCGGAGUUCAUCUUAAGGAACUAUCCGAUGAAAAAACGGUUCAUGCUAUGAAUCAUGGUCAAGGGGCUAGGCAUAAAUAUACGCACGGUGCAUACCGAGAUUCUAAACCGCCAAAAAAACUGCAUAAAUCGCAUAAAUCGCAUAAAUCGCAGUUAAACCAGAAGGAAAAUAUCAGUCAAGCGCAAAAACCUCCGCCGCAAUGGAAGUGUAAAUAUUGUGGAAAAUCUCACCAAAGGGGUCCAAAAAACUGCCCAGCGUAUGGAACCACAUGUGGGAAGUGUAAACGUUGGCAUCAUAUUACACACAUGUGUCUACAAGAUGCACGCAAUGUUCAUGUUUGUGAAUAUUCGGACAGUGACUCUGAAUCCGAUUCAUUCUUCAUAGGUACAGUCAUGGCCAAAAGUGAGUGUACCACACCGGACUCCGAAUGGCUUGUGGAUGUCAAAAUCAACAAAACCAAAGUACGUAUCAAGAUUGACAGCGGGGCACACUGCAACGUGGUACCAAAAUACAUAUGUGAAAAAGCUGGAGUAGCACACAUACGCAAAACGCGAGCCAAACUCGUCUCGUACACCGGACAUCGCAUCAAAACAAGGCCAACGUUGCUAUUUGAUACCGUGACAAAUAUCACGUCAUUGAGUGCAGCUAUUCCAGUAUUAGGUCUCCACAGCAGUGUCGAACUAGGUUUAAUUCAGCGUGUUUGCACAGCCGAGAAAAAAACAACGACUGAUGAACUCAAAGAUAAACGUAGUGCGUUAUUCAAAGGCAUUGGAUGUUUACCAGGCGAACAUAAAAUCGAGACUGAUGAAACCGUACCGCCGGUAGUCCAGCCGCCGAGGCGGAUUCCACACACGUUGCGUGACAAAGUCAAAGCGGAACUUCUGAAAAUGGAGGAUAUGAACAAAGUUGAGCAACCAACGAAAUGGGUCAAUCCUAUUGUUGUUGUACGGAAACCUACGGGUGACAUCAGGAUUUGUCUAGAUCCGCGUAAUCUCAACAAGGCAAUCAAGCGAGAACACUAUCCGUUAAAGACUGCUGAAGACGUAGCGGCCAGUCUCAAGUCUGCGAAAAUGUUCACUGAAGUGGAUGCGUCAUCGGGGUUUUACCAGAUCAAGCUAGCCGAGGAAAGUAGGUGGCUUACAACUUUCAACACGCCUUUCGGUCGUUAUAAAUUUGAACGUGUACCAUUUGGCAUCACAUCAGCUCCAGAGGUGUUUCAAAGAACUCUAUCGCACAUUUUGGAAAACUUCGAGGGAUGUGACGUGAUCAUAGACGAUAUUCUCGUUUGGGGUUCAAAUGAAGAUGAGCACAACGACAGGCUCGAAUAA
Messenger RNA from Mizuhopecten yessoensis (Yesso scallop), 1839 nucleotides. RefSeq lists its product as uncharacterized. The transcript is spliced from 2 exons. Bases 1 to 1839 code for a protein of 612 amino acids. NCBI's taxonomy places the organism in Eukaryota, Metazoa, Mollusca, Bivalvia, Pectinida, Pectinidae. The record is from RefSeq and is a predicted model, not a curated record.